AUGGAGGCUUCAGAAAUAGCAGAUUGCUAUCCUGUUACCGCAAUGGAAACGUUCAAACUUGUAAUGAUUCAGGGAACCAAGUUCCAUACAUCCCUAGUCAAAUAUUCCUUUCCGGAUAUGCAGACUCUCAAUACUAGGGCACAGAUUUACAUUCGGCUUGAGGAGAAUGUGGAGAAUAAAAUAAAGUUUGCAGCCCCUCAGCUAAUAAGGCAACCAUUGGAACAGAGGGACAAGACCAAGCACUACGCCUACCAUAAAGAUUACGGGCAUAUAACUAAUGAUUGCAGAUCCCUUAGACUGCAAGUGGAAAACAUGAUACUAAGAGGUGAAUUGGCAAACUACCUCACAACAAACGAGUACGUGACGCCUCAGGAGGUCAAUCCUCGAAAAGUCGAAGCCCAUAAGCUAAGGAGGUUAUCCUCAGUACACACUAUCGCUUUGGGAAGGGUCAACAUUUGGUUCGGCAAUGGAGAUCUAUCUAGAGUUCAACUCCCCUACGAGGAUCCGUUUGUCAUCGGUCUCUUGGUGGCGAAUUGCAUGAUUAAGAGGGUUUUGAUAGACCCGGGUAGCAGGGCCAACAUCAUCACAAAGGCGGUCUUUGAGCAGCUAGAGAUUCCGUCAUCAUUGAUUCGGCCUACCUCUAGCCCCUUGAUGGGGUUUGAUAGCAUAAAGGUAGACCCCCUUGGGUUAAUUGACCUAUUCGUGACCGCGGUAAAGAGGACACUGAAGGAAAACUUUGUUUUAACGGAGAUCUACCCUUCCUAUAAUCUCAUUAUGGGAAGAGGCUGGAUCCAUCGAAUGAAUGGGGUUCCAUCUACCUUUCAUCAAGUGAUGCAAUGCUUGUCUCCGGAAGGUAAAGAGGUUAUUGACCUCAGGGGAGAUCAAGUUGCUGCCAAAGAAUGCUACAUAUUGAUACAGAAUGAGGCAAAUAAGCAAUUACGAAACCCUCUGCCCAGGUAUUUGAAAGUAGAGGAUGAGGCCGAAGCUGAAAAGCCUACCAAGGAGUCUUUGGAGGCUGUCGAAGCAAUCCUCGGCAAUCCUUAG
This is a messenger RNA of Cornus florida, 1044 nucleotides long. RefSeq lists its product as uncharacterized. The transcript has 4 exons. NCBI's taxonomy places the organism in Eukaryota, Viridiplantae, Streptophyta, Magnoliopsida, Cornales, Cornaceae. The coding region runs from base 1 to 1044 and encodes 347 amino acids. The record is from RefSeq and is a predicted model, not a curated record.